This is a messenger RNA of Durusdinium trenchii, 660 nucleotides long. The record is from the annotation of a GenBank genome assembly. Lineage: Eukaryota; Dinophyceae; Suessiales; Symbiodiniaceae.
AGCCAUUUGUGUGUCACAUCUGUAGCGGGCCGCAGACCUAUUUCCGAGAGGAGAUGUUCCAGCCCGAUCCACACGCGACCACCCUGACAGUCAAAAUGUCCAAGAAGAUGACUUACCAGGAGCUCUUGGUGAUUUUAGACGACUGCUGUACUCUGGCCGUGCCAGAGCUUCCACAGGCGUAUGACUUUGUGCACCUCCCCUGGAAGAAGCUGGCUGUGGUGAACUUUGUCUCGCCGAAGAUUUGCACACGAUGCUCCUGGAUCCUUCUUUUGAUGUCUCAUGAGGAGGGCUGUCCGGUUGUUGGCUUGAAACAGGCUGAUCAUCAAGGCUUUGUGGAGAACCUUGCGUUGUGCCAGGCACGGGCCAGGGAAUCGGUACACUAUCCGGAGCCGAUGGUAUUUGCAGGUCAUGGUCUUCCCUUCUCCAUGGAGCUGCGGGUGAAACCCAUCAAGACCCAAACAGGUCGCAAUGUCCUCCUGGCUAUGGAACGGGGUCGGGCAAAAUACAAAAAGAUGCCCGAGACAGAUCUUCCAAUCCUUCGAGAUGGUCAGAUCUUUCAUUUCUAGAGGCCUUUGCCAACAUGUUGAAAAGCGAGCGCGGUCAAUUCGGGGAUGCAAGACUGAAGGUGUAGAAAAGACCUGGGCACUGCGAGAGAAGGAC